Molecule: messenger RNA, 822 nt
Organism: Dioscorea cayenensis subsp. rotundata (Guinea yam)
Lineage: Eukaryota; Viridiplantae; Streptophyta; Magnoliopsida; Dioscoreales; Dioscoreaceae
Product: adenine/guanine permease AZG1-like
Exons: 1
Coding region: 1-822 (273 amino acids)
Cellular component (GO): plasma membrane
Molecular function (GO): purine nucleobase transmembrane transporter activity
Source: RefSeq, a predicted model, not a curated record
AUGGUAACAUAUCUCCCUCGCCCUGUCCUCACCUUCCUCAACUGCACCACCUUCUCCAGCCCCAUCCUCUGCCUUCACAAGAUGCUUAGUCCCACCUUCUGGCUCGCCGUCGUCGGCUUCCUCAUCAUUGCCUACUGUCUUAUCAAAAACAUCAAGGGCGGCGACGCCAUGAUUUACAACAUCGUCUUCAUCACGGCCGUCUCUUGGUUCCGCACACCUCCAUCAUUGCCUUCCCAAUCCGGCAACUACUCCUUCAACUACUUCAAAAAUGUUAUUGACGUUUACAAGAUCCAAUCCACCUCCGGCACUCUCAGCUUCUCCGGCAUCUCCUGUGGUUACUUCUGGGAAGCUCUUCUCACCUUUCUUUACAUCGACAUCCUUGACACCACCGAAACUCUCAACUCCAUGUCUCGCUUCACCUGCUUAGUUGACGACAACGGCCACUUCGAAGGCCAGUAUUUCGUGUUCAUGUCUGAGGCUAGAGCCAUCAUCACUAGCUCACUACGUGGCACUUCACCGGUGACGGCGCUUAUCGAGUUGUACACUGGGAUCAGAGAAGGUGGCCGGACUAGGUUGAUGGCGAUCAUUGUGGCUAGUUACUUCAUGUUGUCUUUCUUUUUCAUGUUGUUGCUGGAGUUAAUUCUGGCAAGGGUUGUGGGACCGCUGCUGGUGCUCGUCCGAGUUUUGAUGAUGAAGUUUGCGGUGGAGAUUGAUUGGGAGGACAUGAGAGAAGCUAUAUCGGCGUUCAUGACGUUGAUAUUAAUGCUGUUAACAUAUUCCAUAGCUUAUGUCAUGCCCCAGCCCCAUAGCUGGGCCCGUUGA